UUAUUUAAACUUUUUCUUUGAAAUUUCAAAAUUAACACCUCAUAAACAACAACCUUAAAUUGAUUUUAAAAUAAAACAAAUGAAACACACUACAUAAACAUUGAGUAUAUAUGUCUUUAUCUUGAGUCUCCUCCUCCUUCUUCUACUUCUUUCUUUCUCAAAUUUUCAUUCAUCGUUUAACAUUUCAAACCCGUUAAUUCGAGAGUGUCAUAUAUUACCAAACACAAAUGUUGAAUUCUAAUAAUUCAGAGGUAAAUAUAGACAUGACUCCAGAGCCGGCAACAGGUGACAGCAGCAUCGGAAUCCUUCAGCGGUGGAAGAGGGAGGACUCACUAAAGAGAUUCUCUUUGGGAUUAAGAGGAGUUGCUCUUUUUUUUUCUUUGAUUUCCUUCCUCCUCAUGGCAAGUAACAACCAUGGUGAUUGGGAAAAUUUUGACAACUAUCAAGAAUACAGGUAUUUGCUUGCAGUAUCAAUAUUUACUAGUUUAUACACUGGAUGUCAAGUGUAUCGUCAAGUUCAUGAACUUUCCACUGGGAAUAAUAUUUUUCGACCAACAAUGGCAGCUGUGGUUGAUUUUGUUGGGGAUCAGGGGAUAGCAUAUCUCUUAAUAUCAUCAGCAUCAACAGCAAUUCCCUUAACAGAUAGAAUGAGGGAAGGUGGAGAUACUGUAUUUACAGAUUCUGCAUCUGCAACCAUUACCAUGUCCUUUUUUUCCUUUAUAUUUCUAGCACUAUCAGCCAUCAUUUCAGGAUAUAAAUUAUCAUCCCAUACUUAAAUGUUUCAUCCUUUUAAAAUUUAUUUCUAAUCAAAUAAAAUAUUUUCUAUAUAUGUAAAUUUGUGUGAGGAAAUGAAUUAAGAUUCCUCUGCACUUUUUAAGCAUUUUGUGUAUGCUACAAUGAGAUGUAAGCUUGUACUUAUUUCAUACAAUAUUACAAGUAUUAGUUUUUAAGGUA
Messenger RNA from Trifolium pratense (red clover), 954 nucleotides. RefSeq names its product CASP-like protein 4B1. The record is from RefSeq and is a predicted model, not a curated record. Lineage: Eukaryota; Viridiplantae; Streptophyta; Magnoliopsida; Fabales; Fabaceae. The coding region runs from base 228 to 776 and encodes 182 amino acids. The transcript has 3 exons.